CUUUAUCAAGUGGCGUGUCAUUGGCACAUUGCAACAAGCGGCAUGUCAUUUAUGCAGCGGUUUUCGACCAUGAUGCAAUUUCUUCUGAUGUUAUGAGAAAAUACAACAAUGGGUUAACCAAAAAAUGGGUGACUCAGACUCCGAAUCGGAUGCGGAGUACGCAGGAAUAGAGCAGCCCCCAAUAAUUCACCAGCUGAAGAGGAUCCUGGAUGAGUACAGGAACGAUGUACAGAUCAUCAAGGAGCUCGUGCAGAAUGCAGAUGAUGCAGGUGCUACAGAGCUGAAGGUUUUGUACGAGGGGGACACAUUCAACCAUGAGGAUGGAGGCAAGAAAGCAAGAUACAGGAAGUUCUUUCAGGCCCCUGCUCUGGUGUUCUACAACAAUGCCAAGUUCACAGAAGUGGACUGGAAAGGCAUUCGCCAGAUUUACAGCAGCAACAAGGCGGAUGAUCCGAUGAAAAUUGGCAAGUUUGGCUUGGGCUUCAAGUCUGUAUUUCAUCUAACAGACAAUCCGUGUAUCCUGAGCGGUGACAAGGUCAUGUUCAUAGACCCUCAUCAGGGCAACCCCGGCAAGGUUUGUGUCAGUGUCAAGGUUUGCAAGUUGAGAGGGUGGAAACGUCUCGAUAUUAACGAGUGUUUGCAUGCGUUUAAUGGCAGAUUUGGGUUCAGUGACAAUACUCUUGAUAGUGGACAGUUUGAAGGGACAUUAUUUUGGUUUCCUCUUAGACAUUGUGCCUCAAAACUGUCUGAAAACAUAUGCAAUGACGAGCAGGUUACAAUGCUUUUACGUGCAUUCAUGGAUGAAGCAAAGCGCAGUUUGCUUUUUCUGAAAACCAUCUGUAGUGUGGAAAUGUUUGUACACAAAUCCCAACCUGAAGGUGAAAUUGUGUAUUCUAGAACAAAGGAAUUUCUCUCUGUCAUUGCACGAGGUUAUGAGAACCCGUUCUUUUUUGUAAAAAUCGAAAAUCAUGAUGGAACUCUUGUUGAAAAGAAAAAAGAGAUAUUACAAGAUCUGGAAUCAGUGGGAAGAACUAUACCUGAUCAAACCAAAAUGUGGAUUCAUAAUGUUUUCGUCAAAGUAAUGACUUUUGAACAUAACCAAGAAGAAAAUACUGUUAAGAAUUGGAUCGUUGUAAACCAUUUGAAAGGUGAACCUUUAUCAACCCGUUUCAAAGAACUUUUGUCAGACGAUGAUAUCUGCAAUCCUCACUUGGUUGGCCUUGCUGCACCAAUUCUAGAAACUAACUCUUACGCGCAUGACAGUGGGCAUGUGUUUGUUUAUCAGCCACUUCCUCAGGAGUCAUCUUCUGUGACUGGACUACCUGUCCACGUGAAUGCAUUUUUUGUUCUCAGCCAAAAUCGAAGACACAUACGAUGGCCGGAUAAUAAUGAGAAACAAGCUACUGACAGAAAAAUUGAAUGGAACAUGCGACUUUUAACAGAAAUUCUUCCCGAUGCAUACGCUGCUCUUGUGACUGAACUUGCAAAGUACUCUCAAAGACAUGAGAACAAUGACAUCUAUGUUAAGUCUGUUUACAACGCCAUUCCUAGCUGCGAAAAAGUAAAUGAACGAUGGAUGUGUCUAGCCCAGGCUUUUCUAGAAAACAUUCAGACCAAACCUAUUUUGCUGUCAAAAUCAAUGAAGUGGACUUGUCCUUCUUCUGCAGUCUUUAUUGACAGGGCAUUAAAUGGCUCUUCCAAUAGAGUUUGGGAGCAUGUUGCAGAAGUUUUCAUGGAAGAAGGCAGAUCGCUUGUUGAAGCAGAACCACACAUUGUCAGCUCUUUGGAAAAAGUUAGAUCAGAUCAUUUGACAUAUGUUGACGCGGCUCUUCUACGAAACUUGCUUACAGCAUAUGAAGCGUACAAGUCUAAAAACACUCAAGUGAAAAUUGAUUUGCUUUUGUUUUUGAUGAAGGAAAAUAUACAACUAAUUGAAGGAUUACAACUGCUGCCCCUUGCAGAUGGUGCAUUUAAAGAAUUUGACGCUAACGCUCAAAGUGUAUUCUAUGAAGACCAUAGUAUAGUGCACUCAUUUCCAGAGUUUAAGAACAGAUUUGCUGCAGUUUGUCAUAAGGAAUUGGACCCAGUUUUUGAAGGAGUUAUUGCGUCUGAUCUCUAUCAGAUAAAGAAGCUUUCUAAGGAAGAAACAUUUGAUCUUAUCCAGUGUUCAUUGACGAAACACACCACUGAGCAUGCUCCUCAAGAAAACACACAGUUAUGGAUAACAGAUAUUUGGCAAAAUGUUUUGACAAAAUGGGAAAAUGAUUUAGAAUUCUUUUCUGAAAUACCAAUUCUUCCAGCUAACAUUUUUGUCAAAGGGUUUCAUCACCAACUGGUUUGUCUGAAUGACCUGCUGUUAUUUGAACCUAUGCCAUCUUCUACUGAUUUGAAUGACAUUCUGACUUUGUUAGGAGUAAAAAUAGUGCAAAAUGAAACCAAGGGAAUCCUUGCUAAAGAGGUGGUAAAAACAUUUAUACACCAAGGAAAUGAUGCAGGUAUUACAAAGACCAUAGAACUAAUAACAGAUGCCAAUAUAAAAGCCUUUAACACUAACUCCACCAGUGCUCAGAAGGAAUUGUUGCUUGACUUUCUGUCAUCAUUCAACUUUUCAAACUUUUCUGCCGCAUGCAAGAAGAAUUUGCAAAAUCUAUGUAUGUUCAAGGUGGCUAGACGCGUAAAUGAUUGUGUAGACAAAUAUUCCUCCUUAGUUUCUGGAUAUGAUAUAUACGACAUAAGUGAAUUUCCUGUUGACUUUCGUAAUGAAGUGAUUGUUGUACAUUCUCAAGGACAUAAAACAUUCCUUGAGGCAUUGGGAUUUCAAUUACUUCAAGAGCAAAGAAUAAUACUCAAGAGCAUGGAAAACAUUUCACACUACUCAGAGUCAGAUACACAAACUUUAAUGUUUUGGUGUCUCAAAUAUCGUCGUCAGUUGGUAAUUUCAGAAAAAAAAAUAAACUCUACUGCCAGAGAAAUACCAUUUUUAAAAACUAAUGAUGGUCUUGCUAAACGGGCCAGCGAUGUCUUUGAUCCUGAAGAUGUCAUUUUACAAAGCAUAUUUGAGGAUGAACCAGUGUUUCCAGUUCUGGAUGAAUGUGCACUCAAAACCUCGAUGCAAGCCUUACGUAGUCUUGGAUUAAAGAGUGUUAAAAACACAACUUGCGAGGAUAUAGCACACACUCUGAAUAAAAUGUGUGCAAACAGCUUUUCAACUGAUGUUUCACAAAGAAAGGCAGCAGCGUUAAUGAAAUAUUUGAAUGAAAAUAAGCAUUUAAUACUAGAACAGUUCGCUGAUAUGGAAUGGAUAUUGAUAGACACUGUUGAUGAGUUGUAUCCUGAUUUUAUUCCAAUGAAAAACAGGGAUCAUUUGAUGUCUCUAGUGAAGCCUUCAGUGGUGAGGUCACUUAAGUUUUCUGAUGUGAUUGGAUCAGUUUGCUUUCUUCACAAUUGUUCAAAAUUUGAGAAUCUGGCAAGAUUUUUUUCUUGGAAUGAAAAGCCGCAAAUAGAAGAAGUCGUCAAACAUUUGAUGAUAUUAAUAAGCAAAUACACUGUUGAACGAAAGGCUGCAUGCUUCAAAAUGGUCAUAGAAAUAUACAGUUUUCUUAAUGAAUAUUCUAAAGUUGGAGGUGAACACAUGAAAACCUUGAAGAAACUAAUGUAUAGUAAAUUCAAAGAAGAAGAGUGUUGCAUAUGGAAUGGACAUGGCUUUUCACCAUUGGCUGGCGUCUACAUACAUCAGUCUGGAUCAGAUGUUCAUUUGCCUCGAUAUGUAAAACCUCUUCCAGAAGAACUUCAAGGAAUGAAAAGUCUGUUUUUGGAACUAGGUUGUUUGCCAAGAAUGGAUCUCCAUACUUACCUCUUAAUUCUAGACAAAAUAAAAAGGGGUGCUGAAAGAGAAACCGACAAAAUGUUAGGUCUUCACGAUUCAAUAUCCAUUUUAAACAAACUUAAAGAUGAUUUUGGAAAUGACCUGCAAAAUACUACUGUGCGACAGCAAAUUUACUGUCCUGUACAAACUGAAGACAAUAAAUUGGAAUUGCGAAAUGUAGAAAUGUGUGUUAUACUGGAUUCAAAUGAUUUUCCAGGAUUCAGUUCAUGUGAAGACGAACUUGAAUUCUAUUUUAUUCAUCCCGAUGUACCAAAAUCAACUGUGGAUGCACUGAAUGUAAAGUCAGCAAGGCAGUUGAUGCUAUCCGAUGCUGAUGCCUUUGAGGAAUGGGGUCAAGCAGAGCCACUGACUCGAAGAAUCCAUGUGUUGCUAGAAGAAGGUUAUGUUGAUGGUUUUUCAAUAGCAAAAGAACUCUUACAAAAUGCUGAUGAUGCGGGCGCAACGAAACUAUGCAUUCUUUAUGAUGAACGACAAAACCUUGAAUACCGAACAAAUCUUAUUAGCCCAGGUCUUGCAGACUUUCAAGGUCCUUCUGUAUGGGUAUACAAUGACGCUGAAUUCACAGAAAGCGACUUUCAAAACAUAACCAAGUUGAAUGGAGCCACAAAACAAAGUGAUGCAACAAAAAUUGGGAAGUUUGGAUUAGGAUUUUGUGCAAUUUAUAACUUAACGGAUGUGCCAUCUUUUGUUUCCAGGGACAGCUUUUUAAUAUUUGAUCCUCAUACCAGUUUCUUGGGAACCUCAGCUGGUGGGAAAUGUCCCGGCUUGAGAAUUAAUUUCCAAAGGAAACAAAAUUUAAUGAUUCGGAAACGUAUGAGUCAUCAAUUUGAAGUUUUUAACAAUAUUUUCGGUUGUCAACUCACAAAUACAGAUCAUGUUUAUUACGAAGGUACAUUGUUUAGAUUACCUCUUCGAAGAAGGGGAAGUGAGAUCAGUAAUAAAGUUUAUAAUCAUGAAAAUACUGUGGACCUGUUGACGAAGGUAGUCCAGAUGGCACCUGACAUGUUUCUGUUUAAUCAGUCUGUAACAAAGCUGGAAAUUUACCACAUUGAAUCCAGUUCCACUGAUACUGUUCCUAAACGUGUGUUUCAGGUAGAAAAGAAGCCUUUCCUUUUGACCCCCAUAUCUGUCAGUUCAUCAAUUGUUUGUGCUGCUGUUGACAAGAAAAAAUCGAGGUCUCUUGAAACCCAUCCCUUAAAGUGCUUACAAAAGGUUACGAUUGACUCACAAACAACCAACUCACAACGUCUUAGUCUAGGAAGUAACAAAUUUCAAAGUUCUUGGAUUGUGUCCUGGGCAACUGGUAAACAAAGCAAAACAUUAACGAUGACUGCUGCUUUAGACCAUGCACUACCGCUUGGUGCUGUAGCAGUUCCAGAAGCAAAUGAGGAAAAUCAGUUUCACGAUUAUGUCGAAUAUUGCUCAAUUUCUACAAAAUGUAAAGAUACUCAGGGCCAAUACUUCUGUUUUCUACCACUUCCAAUCCAGCACAGUUUUGAUUUUCAUAUCAAUGGUCAGUUCAGCGUUACUUCAGAUAGAAGGCAUUUUGUAGCUGCAACGCAAGAAGACACCAACACAUCUGUUUCAGAUUGGAAUGAUUGUCUUAUGUCUGAUGUAAUUGUUGAAGCAUUAAUUGCGUUACUUGAAAGUGAUCGAGCCAGAAUUUGCAGCCAAUUCAGUGCUUGGCCUCAUAUUGAAAACACAUCCAACGAGAAAGCAUUCCUGACAAGUUUUUACGACAACAUUAUUUCACAAAACCGAAGUGUGUUUCAUGUUGGCAAUGCACAAAUAUCAUAUUCCAACGCCUGUUUUAUUGAUCCCUGUCUGAGAAAAUCAGAACCAUUAGGGAGAUUGGUUUUUGAAGUGCUGUCACGUGUUCUUUCCGUGGGAGAAUAUCGGACGUUGGUCGAUGUACCAGAACAAGUCUAUAUGCACAUAAAAAGGUGUGAAACAUCGAACAUACAUGCUCACACAAUAACACUUGAUGGUUUUGUAGCUAAAUAUUUUCUUCCAAAUAUAGAUAGAUUUGGUGCGACUGAGCAGUUGACUGUGACUAGAGAUCAGCUUAUGAAAUGCAUUUUAACUAGCAGCCUUGCCAAUGACACUGAUGAAUAUAUUAAACAGAUCGCCUGCAUACCAACAAAGCCUCUAGGGAUUCUAAGAAAGCCUAAAGAUUUAAUUGAUUCUUCAUCCAGAAUGGCAGAACUUUUUCAUGAUCAAGACCAAAGAUUUCCAACUGAAAACUUUUUGGAACCAUUAGUGCACAAAAGACUGGACCAGUUAGGAAUGAUGAAAGAUAAUCUUCCAGAAGAUCUUGUACUCGAACGAGCAAACAGUGUGAUGGUGUUAAAUCAAGCGUGUCAUCUUUGUGCUCUUCGGCGUUGUUCUGCUUUUCUAGAAUAUCUUGAAUCCCAUGAAGAUAUGUUGUCUAUCCAGGACAUGUUUAGCAAACUCAAGAAAAUACAAUUUAUACCAGUAAUGACCAAACCUGAAAAUUGGCAAUUUGCUUGGAAAGGCGACGAAAUCACUUUUCAGAACAAAUGUUGUCCCAAACAUUUGUCGAAUGAGCACCAAGCUGCAUUUGUGGCACCCAGUGACAUAUAUUUGGCAAAAGACAUGCCUCUGCUUUGUUGCAGUUCAUUGAUUAUGUGUGAUAAACAAAUUGGUCGAAAAUUCGUUGAUGGAUUUUUUGAGCGUCUUGGUGUAAGGACAGCUUCAGACAAUGAGCAAAGUGUUGUUUGUGUCAUUCAGCAGUUGGUUUCAUUAGACAAUUGUACAAAAGAAGAACAUGUACGUCCACUUUAUGAUUUUUUGAAUCAGGCAUGCCAUGACAGCCUUUUGAAGAACAUUGUCAAGAGUAAAUUACAAAACCAGAAAGUUGUUUUUGUGGAUCAUUGUUUUGUUUUUACCCUGCAUGUAGCUCAAAGUAGUGUUGUACAUUGCCCACCCUUUUUGUUUUCUUUGCAAAAUACUACACUAGGAGAAGAAAAGUAUUCCACUUUAUGUAAAGCUUUGGAUUUUAAACCUGCUUUUGAAAUUGAUGAUCUGUUGUCAGUUUUAGAUGAACUUAAACAUGACAAGCAAGAAUGUUCAUUAGAUGACAAUUGUCUUAACCAGGUGAUUCAUUUGUUAAAGUGUUUGAAUGACCUUAUGGAAGAAGCUCAAAAAAAAGAGAAACACAUAAAUUGUGUGAUUUAUGUACCUGACACUUUCAAAGUUCUGCGUCCUAGUAAAGAAUUGUGCUUCAAUGAAUUUGACACACUUGGAGAAGAUGACGAUAAUGUAAAUUUUAUUCACUCCGAAGUCCCGAUGAAACAUGCCAAACGUUUUGGAGUACGGUCUAUCAGGCAACAGAUGCUGUCAGAUGCGUAUGCAUUCGAGGAAUGGGGCCAAGAUGAACCAUUGACUCGUCGAUUAAAGGUGCUUUUAGAGGAAGGAUAUGUUGACGGUUUUGCUGUUGGCAAAGAACUGUUUCAAAAUGCAGACGAUGCUAAAGCAAGCAAAAUGUACAUGCUUUACGAUGAAAGGCAAAACGAGAUGUUACGUUCUAAUUUGAUUAGUGAAACACUAGCAGAAUGCCAAGGUCCUGCUCUAUGGGUGUACAAUGAUGCUAGGUUUUCAGAAGACGACUUAAUUGCUAUAACAAAAUUGAAUGGAGGAACAAAACAGUUUGAUACUACAAAGAUCGGCAAGUUUGGUCUUGGAUUUUGUUCCGUUUACAACCUUACUGAUGUCCCUAGUUUUAUUUCGGGGGAAAAUUUUGUCAUGUUUGAUCCUCAUACAACAUUCUUAGGAAAAGCUUUACCAGGAAAAAGCCCCGGUAUACGGUUAAAUUUUAGUAAAGAUAAAAAUCUAAAAGUGAUUGGACGAAUGAAACAUCAGUUUGAUGUUUUUGAAGGAGUGUUUGAUUGUCAAAUCACUCAAAAAAGUCAAUUUUUCAACGGAACUUUGUUUAGACUACCAUUAAGAACACGUGGUUACCAAAUCAGUGAUAAAGUGUACACAAAAGAAGAAAUGGUUGAUUUACUACACAAAAUUGUCGAAAUGGCUCCAAAUAUGUUUCUCUUUAAUCAGUAUAUUUCUGAGCUGAAAAUAUUCCACUUAAAUGACAAAGAAAACAUUUCAAACAUGCAUUUAAUUCAUCAUGUAGUUAAACAUGAAGCAAAGUUUCGACUAACAGACUUACAACUCCCAGACUUACAACUUCCAAUCAUGAUAGAAGCGUCUAACCGAAAAAAGACAGGAUUAUUGCAGCAGAAUCCAAUCCAAUGCGUCCAAAAGGUUACUAUUUCAACAAAUGUGUUUGUUACUGCCAAUAUGUCAAUGGAAGGGAAAACUCAAUCAAGCGUUUCAAAUUGGCUCAUUUCUUGGGCAUCGGGUAAGGAUAGUAAAACAAUAAUGAUUUCUGAGAAGGAAAAAGGUGCCCUCCCCUUAGGUGCAGUUGCAGCGUUAAUUGCAGAAAAUUACGCAGAUGCUGAUUGUGGAGAAAGUCGUUUAUGGCCAUUAGUGGACAUGAAGAUUGCGCAAAAGUGUUUCUUUCAAAAAGGCCAUUACUUUUUUUACUUGCCUCUUCCAAUUGAAUGCAGCUUCCCUUUUCACAUUAAUGCCCAGUUCAGUGUAACAUCAGAUAGAAGACAUUUUAGAUGUAUAUCUGAGGAUGAUAAAGAUUCAUCCUUUGGAAAAUGGAAUGACGCUAUUAUGUCAGAUAUGAUCGUAGAUGCCCUGCUACAACUUCUUUCAUGCAAUAGCUCAAAUGAUCCAUAUUUUCUGUGGCCUUUAAAAUCAAUUGGGUCAAUAGAACCUAAGCUUGUCGAAAGCUUUUAUAAAACAAUUGUCAACUACGAGAACAAGUACUGCAUAUUUAGAGUUGCUGACAAGUUGACACCUUUGAGUAACGUGCAAUUCUUGCACUCUGAUGUUAGAAAGAAUGAAACAUUUGGAGAAGCCAUUUUUGAAAUGCUUGGUUAUCUUAUGGAUGGGAAGAUGUUGGUUGACCUUCCAGUCGAUAUCUAUGAACGUCUAUUAGAGGUGAAUGAAGAGGUCAUUAUGAGCAAAACUGUAACAGCCAAAGAUUUUGUAUUGAAAUAUUUUCUACCAAAUAUUAAUUAUAUUAAACCAGAGCACGAAAACUUACGUAACAAAGUAAUGGCUUACACCCUUACAUUGCCUCCUGACAAUAACAUUGAAGAAUUGAUAUCAUGCACUGCCUGCAUACCCACAGAUCCUGACAACGUUAUGCGAGCACCUAAAGAUCUGGUAGAUCCAAACUCAGAUUUGUGCAAAAUGUUUUUGAAGAAUGACGGCUACUUUCCAUCAGCCCCUUUCACUGAAUAUGUUUAUAUAAUUAGGUUACAGAAAUUGGGCAUGAUGUUCAACAUUAUAAGUGAUGAUGUGCUCAUCGAGAGAGCCAACACAGUUGCAAGCCUGUAUAAAUCUUGCUGCUUUUGUGCUUUACAGAGAAGCAUUUGUGUUAUGAAUUACAUUCAGUCUCGCAUAAAUGACAUCGAAAAUAAUUCUGCACUGAAGGAAACAUUACAAAAUUGCAGGUUUUGUGUAGUUCAAAACAAGCCUCAAGGCUGGGAGUAUGAUUGGCAUGGAGGCAGCAUUGGCUAUGAUCAAAUAUUAUGUAAAGAACAUACAGACAAUUUAAAACCAGUUGUUCUUGCUUGUCCUGUUCAGAUGUUUUCAAAAGAAUCAAAAAAUCUUGUUGGUUGUCAUUCAUUAAUAGUUGAUAAUUCAUAUUCAAUAUUUACAAAAACAAUUGAAUAUUUAGGUAUUAAUCAGUUACAGGGCAAGAAUGAAACGCAUGUGGAACAUGUAUUGAAACAAUUGAAAAUGAUCGUUUGUCUAUCUGAAAAUAAAGUGACAUUAAAAAUGCAGAGAGUAAUAAAAGAUAUUUAUGACUUUAUUGAAAAAGCAUGUUACCAUGGUGAUGCCAUUCAGAAACUUGUUGUUGAGUAUUUUCUUAGUGAGGAUACCAUAUUGACAGGCAAUGUGUUUGUUAAUCCUGUAACAAUUGUUAAGUCUUGUUAUGGAAUUGAUUGCAAGCCUUACAUAUACACUCUUGGGGAAACAUUUUUGUCGGCCAAUACCUCUUUGUGUAAUGUUUUACAAAUAAAGGCAACUUGUACCAUUGAUCAACUUAUUAGGAUUCUGAAAAGUAUUUACGAGGUAAAAGAAGAAAGUAAUUUGAAUGAAGAGGAAUUUCGCCAUUGCAAAAAUCUUGUGAACUGUAUUGCUCAUAUUAUAAAUAAACAAGGACUGUUCUUUGAUGAGAUUUUGAAGGAUGUAGGCACAAUCUAUGUACCAGACACGGACAUGAUCCUGCAACCAAGUCAUAAGCUUUGUUUUGAUGACUAUGAUUUCAUUCCAAAGAGUGAUAGCAUGAUUUAUGUUAAUUGGGAUAUUUCAAAGAACACUGCGAAGGCGAUUGGUGUGCGUAAGAAAAAAAUGAAACAUUAUGAAGAAAACUCGAUUGAUAUAGAAGGCAUGGAAGACUUUUACCAACAAGAGCCAUUAAUAACACGUAUCCAAAGGCUUUUAAUAGGUUACCCUCCUGGAGUUGAACUUCUAAAGGAAAUACUUCAAAAUGCGGACGAUGCAGGUGGUACUGAAGUCUGUUUUGUUUUGGAUUAUGAAUUUCAUUCGGAGGCGAAUCUGCUUUCGAAGACGAUGCGACCACUUCAAGGCCCUGCAUUAUGUGUUUAUAACAACAGUGCCUUCACAGAAGCAGAUUUGAUAGGUAUAAAACAGUUGGGUAUUGGAAGUAAAGGUGAUGAUCCACUUCAAAUAGGCAGGUAUGGGGUUGGAUUUAAUGUUGUAUAUAAUAUAACUGAUACACCAACAUUUUUAACAAUUGGAGAAGAUUUAAAAACAUUGUGCUAUUUUGACCCAAUUGCUGAAACAAUUCCCGGAGUAAAUCAAAACAAACCAGGUAAACGUCUGACAAAUCUGGACAAAUUCCGGAAGCAUCACCCAGCAUUGUUCAGUGGUUUUCACGAGAGUCAUUUCUUUAAAUCUGGCAAAGGUACAAUGUUUCGACUUCCACUGAGAACAAAACCAAGCUCAAUCAGCUCUAAUGUGGUCACAGUCGAUAUAGUUCAAGCACUUCUGAAUGAAUUUCGCCAGUACAUGACUAGAAUACUAUUGUUUUUAAAGAAUAUUGCAAAACUAUCGAUUGUUGAAUAUAAACACGGUGAUUAUAAGUGCCUUGCCAGUGUACAAAAGACAUGUGACAAUGACAGCGCAGCUACUAUGCUAGACUUUUCAGUCAAAAGUGCGGAUCUGUGUAAGAUGUACAAAGAGUCAAAAGAGUUGAUAACACAAUGUCAGCAGCAUGUAUCAUCAUUUAGAGUUACCGUGUUGCAUGAAGAAAAUGGCACUCCUGUUCCUAAACAAAAUUACACUAUUGUGCAGGCAUUAGGUUUCAGACAGACACUUCCGGCAUUGUUGAAAGAAGACAUUCUUCGAGGUUCUAUUGCACUUUUACCUGUUGGGGGUGUUGCUUAUAAAGAAGAACUAGAUAAUACCAUCAAUGACCAAAGUAAUGUAUAUUGUUUCUUGCCGCUUCCUUUGAAGUCUGGACUUCCAGUGUAUGUGCAUGGAUAUUUCGCUCUUGAUCAUGAAACACGUCGCUCUUUAUGGAAUGCGUCAGAUGAACUAAAAUGCACCAAAACUCUAUGGAACAAAUGUUUGAUAGAAGAUGUAAUAAGUGCAGCAUAUGUACGGCUCAUCGGUAUACUUAAGGAACGUUUCACGAGCACAUGUGAGCGUAAAGACAUAAGUGAAUUUACAGUUACUCAUCGGGUUGAACAGAUUUUAAAUGUAUAUCCCCUCAAAUCGAAAGUUAAUGGUACCUAUUGGGAGUGGCUUGUGAAAGGAGUGUACUCAAAAUUGGAAAGUGAAAAACAGGAUUAUUUACCUUCAUACAGAAAAGAAGUAACACAUUCAUUCUCGUGGCCACAAAAGUCAGCUUUUUUGCGAUUGACGUGGUUGUGUGUUCAACCCAAAGAUCACACAUGUCCAACCUUGUUCAAAGAUGGUGCUUGUGACAAAGCCGAUGAUUACCAUUUGGACAAUAUAUUAAUGGACAUUGGAUUAAAAAUUGUGUCUUUAAAACCAUGUAUUAGAGAAAGCAUUGAGUUUGCAGGUGUUCAAUGCAUUGACCUCAAACCUAGAAAGGUUAUUGACUUUUUGAUGUCGUUUUGUAACAAAAAUGUCACAGACUAUUGUAGAAUUGAAACAGACAUUGAUGUAGCAAAGUCCGUUUUAUGUUCAAUGGACAAUGUUAGGAGACUCAUCAACUACAUUGCCAAAGACAAACCAUAUUUUGAACAAAACGUUUCUCAAAUUCCUGUUGUGGUAUCAGAGGAUAACAUCAUCCGCUGCCUUAACAACAGUGGUUGCAUGUUUGUCACCGAAUAUUCAACUUUGUUUCCAAACAAGAAGCAUUUAUUUCUUCACAAUGCAUUACUUAAUAAUUUUAAAUCAUUAUGCGAUAAACACGAACACCUUAAAUUAUUCACAUUGAAAGAAUUCUCCAAAUUGGCCCACUGUGCAGAAUUUGUUCCAAAGGCUCCAGGAAGAGUUAAGAUUGAGCCAGAAAUUGGUGAGUGGUUGAAAGUAUUUUGGAUAUUCUUUCACGAUUGUUUUAACACAAACGAUGAAGAAGAACGAGGCCAUGAUAUAGAUAUCAAUGCUGCUUCUGCAUUAUCAGAGGCGUUAUGUGAAAUAGAAGAAUUUUUAAUAGUUCCUAUUUGUGAACCGAUGUCCAAAGAAAAAUUCUUAUGUUCAUCUAAAGAAAUCCCUAAAUUGUUAAAUGUAGACUCGUUUCAGUUGAAUUGGCGCACUGCGUUUACAAGAUUGAAUAUUCCUCAACUGGAUAUUAUUUUGAAAGCUCAAAGUAGGUUUUAUAACCGCGGACAGGAUGCCUUUGAACUUUUAAAUACUGUUGUUCCAAAUGUGAACGCGCCGAAUGCAGUUCUUAAAAGUCUGGAACAUAACACACAGCUGAUAAACAAUGCAGAUGUAUCAAAUGAUGAUGUCAAGGCAAUAUUAGGGUAUUUCAAUCAAUGUUUGACAGGUACACAAAUACCUGAUAUUUAUUGUCUUAGGCAUUUGAGGUUAUUCAUUUCCUCAGGAAAUGAACGAGUUGCAAUUAGUGAGUUUGAACGUGCUUACAUCAUUCCAGGUGGCAUGCCAUUUCAAGGGUUGCAAACCAUUAUACUUAAAUCCAAUAUGCUUCUAAUCACAGCAGAUAAAGCAAUAAAUCUGUUAAUGAAAACGCUUGGCUUAAAAGAGGAAUCAUUGACAGAUGUGUACAUUCAGCAUAUCAUACCAAAGCAAAAGCAGAUGUCACGGGAAGACUUCUACCACCAUGUUUUUUUUUUAGCAGGAUACAUGUGUCACAAAGAUAUUGUGGUGCAUUUGUCAAAUGCUGACUUCAUUGAAACAGCUUCUAAGUGCUUUGUGACGGUAAGACAAUUGUUUGAUCAUGAGAACAAAAUAUUCAGAGAAAUGUGCAGCAUGGAAGAAUUCUUGCCAAAAGAAUUACAAGCUUACCAUGUGGGGUUACGAGAUUUAAUGUUGAAAUUAGGGUUACAGGAUAAACUUAACAUUCAUUUAUAUGAACGUUUUGCACGAAAAAUUGAAGAAAUGGCAAACAGAGCUUUGGAUAAAACUGUCAAAGAAAAGGCCAUCAGUUUGCUUGAGCGUUUAGCACAAGAAGAUGUUACUUUUUUCGAACAAAACAAUUGUGAUACUUUGUCAAAUAUCAAGUUUGUGACACCCAAAAUUGUCGGGCAAAGAUUGCAGAAGCUACAUCCACAAUACCAAUCUAAAGGUCUUGUUUCAUUGUCGGAAUGUGUCACAGAUACUAAAAGUUAUAUUUGUUGGACUACAUGUAGUAUUUUUCCUCACAUAAAAAUGCAUCCAAUUGCCUUUGAUCUUCUGAAGAUUCAAUCAAAACCAUCGCCGUCUAAAUGGAUUGAACAUUGUAAACAAAUUGGCUUAGGUUUGCAAAAGAUUUUGUCAUAUAAUCCAUCAAAUGUUGAUGUAGAAACGAUACAACAGGUUUUGGAGGCAAUUUACAAAUCAGUUCAUGAAUAUGGAACAUGCGCCAAAUCUUUACAAGACAUACCAAUGGUGCUCUUCCUUGAAUCAGGCUUACUAGUUCCUGCAAAAAAUAUUUUAAUUGAAUGUUCGCAAUUUGAUGAAAUAAAACCUCUUUUAAUGAAGGCUCCAGUAUGUUUUGGGUCCUAUUUUAGUUCCUUUAUAGCACUUGGUGCAAGGAAAAAGCCUGAUUAUCAAGAUUAUGCUAACAUCUUAGAUAAUCUUCCCCAUGAGGAGCAAUUGAGUCCGUUAGAAUUGCAUAAUGCAUCUUUAGCAGUGACAUUAUUCUUCAAACAUAUGAACAAAAGCGAUGAGAUUAAACUGCAAAAUCUUCAUCUAUUGUGCACAAAUGAUACCAUUCGUAGGGCAAAUUAUUUGGUAGUCAAUGACAGACCACAAUACCGACGUCGUUUAAUGGAGCUGGACAACCAUUUGUUAUUUGCAGCUGUAGACCUAAGUGAUAUUGACGACCAAUUGUUAAAGCUUCCUAAACACAUCCGACCAUAUCUGUUGAGUGAAUUAGUAAUUGAAGAUAUUGACUUAAGUAGGAUGCAAAUCAUUCCUAAUAGUCAUAAAGCAUCUGCAAUAAAAGAAUACCUCCAAAGCGGUAUGUUCAAAAAUAGUAUUGUUAGAAUAGCUCGAAAGUCUUGCCAAGUUAAAGGAAAAACAUGGGACUCAAACAAUGAAGUUAUCUUGAGUAAACUAAUGGAUUGUAUAAAAGUGAACGAAGUGACAAAUAUGUUCACUGUACUUAAAGUGUUUUAUCUUGAAAAUGGACAAAAGUCAAAGACAGCCUCAUUUAUUGAUGGUACUAGGCAAAAUCGAAGCGUACAUGUUCAUGAAGAGGAAAACUCCGUAAUUUCCAUCAAUUUCUGCACUAAAAAGAGUUUAUGGUUUGAUACAUUCAGACGAGAAGUUGCAUUAAUAUUGAAGAAGCAUGUUGGUGGAAAGCGUCAUUUAGUACAGGAAAUUUUAAAUUAUAAGUUAGAUUCUGAUGAUCUCCUAACAAUUCUUACUGAAAAUAAUAUUCCGCUUUACAAUUCAAAACUCUGCAGACCCGUGGAUAAAAGUGAAGUACCAGUUCCAGGUGACUUUGUGCAAAAGAAAUUCCACAAAUUUUUGAGUAGAGGGUAUGGUGUUAUUCCAGAACACGAUUAUGAAUUCAUUGCCUUGCUUGUGGAAGAUCCAGCUUUACAGGAAAAUGAGGAUGAAAUUGAUACUUCUUCAACUUAUAUUUAUGUACAUGUUAAGAAAAGGAACCCAGAAACUGUACAUGAACUGCCAAUUUUUCAAGAAUAUGAAAUAGAUAGUGGGGAGGAAAACAGACAAAUGGUUAAAGCUUUUUUAUUAUACCGAUUUAUUCGUGAAGAAGGUAUGAAUGUAUCAAAUGGAAAAAGUUUGGUUGUGUAUGAUCGAAUGGCAAAUGAAUCACCCGCAAUUGAAUCUGAACCUUCUCUAAUUGAUGUUUGCAAGGAAGUUAGACAGAUAUUACAGGAGUCUCUUAAACUGACAGAGUCUGAAAGAAGGCAUGUAAUAAAACGUUUGAUGUUCAAAUGGCAUCCUGACAAGAAUCCCAAUCGUGUGCAAAUGGCCACAAAGGUAUUUCAGUAUAUUCGCCAGUGUUUAGAUCUUAUGAAUCAAGGAAAGAGUCUUACAGAAUUCCGUGAUGAGAAUGAGGAUUUUACUGAUGCUCCAGAAAAUGGAUAUAGAGGAUCUGAUAGUCAUAACUGGUAUGACAGAUACUGGAAAAAACAAAGAAAAAACUACAGUGAUGAUGAUUGGUUUUUCACAACUCGAUCAUCUGGAGCAUCAACAGGGAGAUCAUCUUACAGUUCGUCAUCAAGUGGUUUUUCAUCUUUCUCCACUGGAUUUUCUUACCGACAUGAAGAGGCUCCUCCAUAUCCCUUCCCAGCUGAGGCCAAGAGAUGGCAGCGGCAGGCUCAAGCCGACCUAGAAGAAGCACAGCGGACUUUUGAUUACAACGGAUAUCCUAACUGGAUUUGCUAUAAGGCACAUCAGGCUGCAGAGAAGGCAUUGAAGUCAGCAUGGUACGCGAAAGAUGCCAAUAAAGUUGGAAACAUCAAAAACAGUCAUGAAUUAACAGCAAUUGCAAUAGGGUUAGAUGGUCAGCUGACGAGCCUUGCAGGGCAGAUCUCAGCUAUCACUGGCCACCACACCCGCAUGCGGUACCCAGACAUGGUGCAUGGUUCAAUCCCUGCUGAAGCCUAUUCAAGAGAGGAAUCAUUGAAGGUCGUUGAGUUGGCACGACAAAUAAUUGAUCAUGUUCAAACGCACUUUUUAACUUAAUUGCAAGGAUCAAUUAGUUAAACUUUCAUUAAAGGGACAAUAAACCUUAAAUGAUGUAAUUGAUAAAAUAGUUUAUAUGCAAACAAUUAGAUGUAAAUAUUUGUGAAGAAUCUGGUUUUAAGAGUUUCAUGUAUUAUGUGUGAUUCAUCUUUUGUGCGGAUUUUUUUUUUGAUGCGCACAGUUUGAAGUAAUAUGUGUGAUCCAUUUUUUUGUAAAUAACAAGUUAUGAUUGAAUAUGAUUUAUAGUUGUUGUAAAUUGGUUUUAAUAUUUAUUAGCAUCAUACUUUUGGAAUAUUGUGUUUGGAAAUUGUUGUAUUCAUGUUGUAAUAUUUCCUUACGAUUGCAUAUGUAAAUAAUGUGUUUGAAUAUAUACUAUGCUUUUUUACAGUGCUAUAGGAUUUCACUGUAAAAAUUUAUAUGUGAUAUUCUGUUGAUUACUUUUUAAGGAUUUAUUAAGUAAAUACUAGAGUAAUUCAUUCUAGUAAUAAUAGUAUAGGAAUUCACGUGUGUAUAUACCCUUUGAGCAGAUGAAUUUUAAUGAUUGCUAAAUGAUUGCUAUUUAGCAGAGACGUCUCUGUAUUUAGGAAUAUGAAUAAUGCUUUUGCUAUAUUUGUUUAUUUGUGUGUACAGAUUUUGAAUAUUGAUAUUUGUCUCGUUAUGUGUAAAUUAGCGUGUAAAUUAUGAUAUUUGAAAGCCAUGCGCUUUAGGUGUGCACAUGUACACAAUUGCGUUUCAUUAUUUGUUCAAAGUAUGUUAAAUGUUUCCAUGUAAACAUAAUGUUUUGUAUACAAGCAUUUAUAUAAAUAAGGCUAUUUUGUUCUUUAAGAUAAUGAUUUUGGAUAGUGAUACUGUAUUGAUAUAAAAUGAGUCAUAUAUGUACAUAAUGUUCAGAAUUGCUCCUGUAUAUGAUAAGUUGUUUUUAUGCCCCCAGUAGGGUGGCAUAUAGCAGUUGAACUGUCCGUCAGUCCGUCCGUCUGUCCGUCCGAAAACUUUAACAUUGGCCAUAACUUUUGCAAUAUUGAAGAUAGCAACUUGAUAUUUGGCAUGCAUGUGUAUCUCAUGAAGCUGCACAUUUUGAGUGGUGAAAGGUCAAGGUCAUCCUUCAAGGUCAAAAGUUAAAAAAAACAAUCCAAGGGAAGUAAGAAGCUUUAAAAGGGAGAUAAAUUCUAAACCUGCCAAAUGAUUUAUUGAAAUUUUAUUUCAAAGUGGCGAAAUAGGGGGCAUUGUGUUUCUGACAAACACAUCUCUUGUUGUUUUUAACCAGGUUUUCCGAAGGAAAAAACUGGUUAUUAGAUUGCCGAAUGUCGGCGGGCGGGCGGGCAUAACAAGCUUGUCAGGGCCGUAACUUUGUCGUUCAUUGUGAGAUUUUAAAAUCAUUUGGCACAUUUGUUCACCAUCAUUAGACGGUGUGUCGCGCGAAAGAAUAACGUCGAUAUCUCCAAGGUCAAGGUCACACUUUGAGUUCAAAGGUAAAAAAUGGCCAUAAAUGAGCUUGUCCAGGCCAUAACUGUCAUUCAUUGUGUGAUUUAAAAAUCAUAUGGCAAAUUUGUUCACCAUCAUAGGACGGUGUGUCACACGAAAGAAUUACGUCAAUAUCUCCAAGGUCAAGGUCGCCACAACUAAAAAUAGAUUUAUUUUCAAACAAGGGGGGGGGAACUAUUAACAAUCAGUUCAGUUUGAGUUGUCUCCCUUUAUCAGAAUUUUUUUUGCAAAUUGAAAACCUGGUUUUGUGACAAUUUUGUCCCUUGUCAUUGUCAUAAAUUUAUUGAUUAUGUAAAUAAAGAUUUUUGGCAAUAAAUCAAAAUGAUUGCAAUUUUAUAAUUAUUUAGGGAAAUUAAAAUGAAUAAUAAAUUUUCUAUAAUUAUAACAUUGUAAAUACAAAUAUGACUUAUUUGGUAUAGUAACCACAACAUAGAAUUCAUGUAUAAAUAAUUGGUUUGUAUUAAACUUAAAUAUGCUGUAGAAUUGCACUUGUGUAUAUUUACAUUUCAUUAUUCAUUUGAAUUAUGCUUCAUAUUUGCACAUAAAUAAAAUAGAAUGCAGAUUUUGCAGAUAUGAAUGUACAUAAUUAAGGCUAUUCGAUUACACAAGUGUAUAAUGAUUGUUGAUAUUUAAAAUGAUAGAAACAAAGGACUUGUAAAUAAUGAUUAAUCUAUGCAAAUAACGAUAAGAGUUGAUCAUGUAAAUAUGGAGGUUUGCAUUUUAUGCAGAUAAACUUAAAUGAUUGUCAUUGUAUUUAAUGAUAGUUAUUUGAAUAAUGCUAAAUGUUAAACUGAAGAUUUUUAUAAUGAUUUUGAAUAUUCAUAAUAAUGCUAUAUGAGUGAACAUACAUAUAAUAUUUGACCAUGACAUGACAAAUGUUAUAAAAUUGCGCUUGUGAAUAAUGGUGUUGCUAUUCAUAUCAAUACUGCUGUACAAGACAUGCAUGUAUAUUUCUUCAGUGAUUCAUUUGAAUAUCACAGUAAAAUUCUACAUGUUAAGUUAUACUUUUGAGAUCCAUAUAAAAAACGGAUUUUACAUACAACACUCAUUUAGGAGAUCCAUAUCAAAAGUUCAUAUAUUCAUUCAUUUGUAAUACUUUAAUUAAUAGUGUAAAUGUAUUUUGAAUGAAAAUUACACAUUUUUGGAAAAAUCUGUCAGUGCAAAGUUUGGUAUUGCUUCUGAAAAUACUGAUUAUGGUUGACUUUAAUUGGGAUGUGUAAAAUGAGUGAUUGUUUUAAAUAUAAAGUUGAAUUUUGUUUUGCAUAAUUGUUUAUAAUUAUAUGCGUCAAUUCAUAUGUUUGAACUAUGAACAUAUAUUUUCCUCCAUGUAUUAUAAUUUGUUUCCUAUUACUAGUACUGUAAUAAGCAUUGAAUAUAUGUUCAUUUGAUACUGUUGAUAAUGGUAUUCAGACAAUUUGAAACAGUGAAACUGAACUUUUAUUGUUACAUAUAUGUUCUUUUAGUAUUGCGAUGUAAACACUGCAGCUGUUGUAAAGUGUUGAUGUUCUUAUAAAUAUGUAUUGAAAAUGCUGCUUAUUGUGAUACUUGUGAAGUUAAUACAACCGCAUAGUAACGUAUUUAUUUCCUUAUCAAUUUGUAUCCCUGUAUUCCUGGAACAGUGUAUGUCAUCACUCUGUGAUUGGCUUAGAGAGAUGACAUGCACAGCCCUAGGUAUAGCACACAGUCCUUAUAGCCACCCUUCCCCCCAAACUGUCAAAAAAAGUUCCUAUUUGACUGAAAUGCAUAGUUUUUCAAGCAUUAAUAUGAUUUAUUGAAAAAAAGAAGGGGUUUUGAUCAAUUACCAAUAUGCAGUUGCAUGUUUGUUAUGUGUCAUACAAAUGGGGAAAAAAAAUGCCACCUUAUGUUGUUUCUUCAUAACGAUUAUUUUUCUUUUGUUGUAAUGUGUUUGUUACAUAAUCAUGUUUAAUUUUUAUUAUUUUCUGUUUUGCAACUUUCUUCUAUCUUGUUAUUUGUAAUAAAUAUGUACAUGUUUAAUUAUGAUAUUCCAAUACCAAAAGCAAAACCACAAUUAAUGCAAUUUAAAUACCAGAAAAAUGAAUCACAGUCAAAACUAGAGAGAGUGCUUGUCCGAAAUCGUUAAACUUGUAUAAUAAGGUAUGAAUGUAAAAAUUACUUUAUCAAGUAUGUAACCUGAAAGAUUCAGGUGACAUUCGAGUUUUACAUUUACUUAAUGUUUGUGUAUUUCUGGAGUCUUUCAAGGGAGAGUCAUUAUGUUGUUAAUGGGACUGUGCAUACAGUAGUUGGUAUUCUGACAUGUCAUAAAUGCCAGAGAGUGCCAUUUACUUGUGAAUAAUACCACAUUGAUUACUGUUAAAUAACAAAUAUUGAUUUAUUGGCCUGCAUUUUAUAUUUUAUUUAUAAGUUUAAGUAUUACUCCUUGGCAAUAUUUGGAUUUGUAUUGUUGUUUUAUGUUGUUUGUUAAAUGUUUUAUGCCUGUUCUUUUUAAAUAUAUCUCUUGACUCAACUUCUUCCACUCUGCCAAUUACUUUGUUGAUCCUUUUAAUGAUGAUAAGGCGGCAUAAGUUUACUAUAUUCGGAGAUUUUUGUCCAUCAUGUGCUGUGUGUAUAAUGUGUGCCUUUUGUAAUUGCCUUUUCUGAAGUAUACAGACUGUAUUAAAAAUCUUGUUUAGGGUUUGGUGCCUUGAUAUGCACUUUUCAUGAUUAAAAACCCGUUUUGCAUCAGACUUUUUUUCAUGGUUUGUGUAUUAAUCGUAAAAUAUUUUAUUACAAAUAUUUUAAGAAUAUGUGUUGAGUUUCAUAAUGAUGUCACACUUCAUUAGUAUAUGUAGUUGGGAGUUGGAAGUUACUUUAUUGUUGCUGGCAUAACUGGUACAAUAAGGCUGUUUGGAGAAAUUAUGUAUGCCUUAUCUUAAUGCUUGUUACUCAUAAACACUUGCUUAAGUUGUUUUUGUUAGGGAUUACACUUAAUAAUUUAUGCACAUUCCUUAUUUUUUCUUCUUGUAAGAUACAUAUUUUGUGUUAUCAAUGUAAUGUAUAGUAUUAUUAAAAGUAUUAUGUACUUAUAGUUAUAUCAAUAACUUAACUUCGAUUGAUUCUAAUCAAUCUGAAUUAACGUGUUGCCCUUGGGUUAAUUAUAGAAGCAAAAAAAAGAUAUAACUCUACAUAUAACUACCUAUAAUACUGUAAGCAAUUGAUUCUUGAUGUCAUAAUGUUUGUCUUUAUCGAAGAAUGUUGUUUAUUGGUGUAUUACCCAUGUUCCGAUUUUUUGUGCAAGUUUGUAAGACAUAAUAUUUUGUUCGACACAGAUCACCCGAUUAAGGAGCAAAACUUAUACAUAUGUAACUAACAUGCAUUAUAUUAGAGAAAAUUAUAUUUGGUUCGCUUAUAUGCCAGGUCAUUUGUGUGUUUUAAUAUAUAUAUAUAAAAAAUAAAUACUGCAACGUUGUUCGUUGCAAGAUGGUCUAGUAUAGUUAGCACAUAAGGGAUGUUUUGUUUAGAAAUUUUAAGAAUACAUGCAUACACAUGACGUGAAUUUCCGUAUCUUCUUAUGUCCCCCAUCACUAUAGUGGGGGACAUUGUUUUUGCCCUGUCUGUUUGUUGGUUGGUUUGUGUGUUUGUUUGCUCCAACUUUAACAUUUGCCAUAACUAUUGCAAUUUUGAAGAUAGCAACUUGAUAUUUGGCAUGCAUGUGUAUCUCAUGGAGCUGCACAUUGUGAGUGGUGAAAGGUCAAGGUCAUCCUUCAAGGUCAAAGGUCAAAUAUAUGGGGACAUAGUGUUUCACAAACACAUCGCUUGUUUCAAGAUAUAUAUGACGUGGUCUAGAGAUGAGGAUGUGAAAUAUAUGCAUGUAAUGUAUUUUAAUUACCUGUCAUUGUGCAACAGGAUUUGUUGUAUUUACAAUUCCUUUUUAAUUACUGUAUAAGUAUUAUACUUACCUAAGUCAUCUAUCCAUCUUUUUAAAUUACAGUCUCUAAUGUCUUAUAACAUAAACAAUACAUUUGUUUAUUUUUUAUCAUAGUAUUUUUUUAACAAUUGAUGGUUUUAUUAUUAAUUGUUUUGGAACAAAUUAAUAAUUAAAAAGAUACCAAACACAACUCUACAAUUAUUAACAAUAUUUUAGUACUUUUGAAGUUGUUAUUGGAUUAAAUAAAAUAUUAUUUAUAUUAGUAUUACAGUACAAAACAAAUAAUAUAAUUCUCCCUUCCCCCCUCCUAUACUUAUAUGGUUUGCAUAACAUGUUUCGUUUCAAUUAUGUUACAUGUCAGUUAUGUUACAUGUCAGUUAUGUUACAUAUCAGGUAUGUUGAUACAAUAUGGGUUUCUUUCUGUAAUACAUUUCGUAAUAAAUAUAUAUUUUGUUA
This is a messenger RNA of Dreissena polymorpha, 22127 nucleotides long. Its product is annotated as sacsin-like. NCBI's taxonomy places the organism in Eukaryota, Metazoa, Mollusca, Bivalvia, Myida, Dreissenidae. Gene Ontology annotation, molecular function: Hsp70 protein binding. The transcript is spliced from 8 exons. The record is from RefSeq and is a predicted model, not a curated record. The coding region runs from base 125 to 16303 and encodes 5392 amino acids.